UCCGUCAAGAGAUCAAACUGAAAUUUAACUCUUCCAAACAGUAGUUUUGCACUUUGGAGAAGUACUAGAGGAUCACAGCACCGUUCCUUUUUCAUCAGUUCAACAAAGGUUGAAGCCAGAAAAAAAAAAACAGUUGUCAUGGCGUCAAUGAUACUGCCAUUCAUUGGCGCACUGUCAGUAUCACAUGUUUUGGUGGCUUUGACAACAGUGUGUCUGAGCUACCUGAUUAUCAAGAAUGCCCAAAAGAAGAUUCCCGAGGGGCUUCGCCAACUCCCUGGGCCAAAGUCUUUGCCUAUCAUUGGUAACUUGCUAGAGCUGGGAAAAAGACCCUACCUGAGUCUCACUGCUAUGAGCAAACGCUACGGUGACGUCUUCCAGGUCCAGAUCGGCAUGCGUCCUGUGGUCGUUUUAAGCGGUAAUGAAACUGUUCGGCAGGCUCUCAUCAAACAAGGGGAUGACUUUGCAGGCAGACCUGACCUGUACAGCUUCCACUACAUCAAUGAUGGCAAGAGUCUGACUUUCAGUACAGACCAAGCUGGCAUUUGGCGUGCCCGCAGAAAGCUGGCCUACAGUGCCCUGCGCUCUUUUUCCACCUUGGAGGGCACAACCCCAGAGUACUCAUGUGCAUUGGAGGAACAUAUCAGCAAAGAGACUGAGUAUCUGAUCAAAGAACUCAACACUGUCAUGAAGAGCGAAGGCAGUUUUGACCCCUUCCGCUAUGUUGUUGUCUCUGUUGCUAAUGUGAUCUGUGGCAUGUGCUUUGGCCGGCGCUAUGACCACCAUGACGAUGAGCUGGUUGGGUUAGUGACCCUCAGUGAUGAUUUCGUUAAGGUGGUGGGCAGUGGUAACCCAGCAGACUUCAUCCCUCUUCUUCAGUACCUGCCCAGCACUGCAAUGGAAAAGUUUGUGAGCAUCAAUGAUCGCUUCAACAAGUUUGUUCAAAAGCUCGUCAGUGAGCACUAUGCCACCUUUGACAAGAACAACAUCCGCGACAUCACAGAUUCCCUCAUCAAUCACUGCGAUGACAGAAAGCUGGACGAGAAUGCAAAUGUCCAGAUGUCAGAUGAGAAGAUUGUCGGAAUCGUCAAUGAUCUGUUUGGGGCAGGUUUUGACACCAUCUCCACUGCUCUGUCAUGGUCACUCAUGUAUUUUGUGGCUUACCCUGAGAUCCAGGACAGAGUUUUUGAAGAAAUUAAGGAAAAAGUAGGUCUGGAUCGUACACCUGUUAUCUCUGACAGGAACAACUUGCCCUUCCUGGAGGCCUACAUCCUGGAGCUCUUUCGCCACUCUUCAUACCUGCCCUUCACAAUCCCGCACUGCACCACAAAAGACACAUCACUGAAUGGCUACUUCAUCCCCAAAGACACCUGUGUCUUCAUCAAUCAGUGGCAGAUCAACCAUGACCCUGAGCUGUGGGAAGAUCCAGCUUCCUUCAAGCCAGAACGUUUCCUGAAUGCUGAUGGCACUGAGAUCAACAAGGUAGAGGGAGAGAAGGUGAUGACUUUUGGCAUGGGAAAGCGGCGCUGCAUUGGCGAAAUCAUUGCACGAAAUGAAGUCUUCCUCUUCUUGGCAAUCCUCAUUCAGAAACUACAUUUUAAAGCAAUGCCUGGAGAGGAUCCAGACCUGACCCCACAGUACGGUCUAACAAUGAAGCACAAACAUUACCAUCUGAGAGCCACAAUGCGAGUGAAGAAUGAGCAGUGAAGCUCUUUAUAAUAUACAAUGUGUGACUUAGUAGGUGGUAUAAGCUGAAGCUGUAAGGAUCAAAGUUAGAAUGUAAGACUCUGGAUGCCAAAUGUGGCCUACAAAGCUCAAAGCAAAAAGAAGACUUUGCUUGCUGCAGAUUGUUAGUGAUGCCUAGGUCUGCAUCUGUUGUUAUGUUUUUGGUUAGCUAAGAGAUACUUCUGCAAAUGGCUGCUGCUUCUCAAUGAAGUUUAAGGAGUUACUUGUUUCUCCUGCUGUGUUGUCCAGCAAUCUAAACUGCUCCCAUUCAGAAACUAAAAAAAGUUACAAAAAAACAACAGAACUUUGGGACAAACAGUUUGCCUUACUGGGUGGACAGUUUAGGGCGCUGUAGCCAAUUUUUUUCUGUGACACGGGACUCUGAAGUGAACAGAUUUUACCUUAUGUUACCAUUUACACAUGUAAGCUAAUUAUUUGCAUCCCAUUAUGCUGUAGCUGUAAGACACUGAAGCUAUAUCUUUAUCCCAGAAUGUGAUUUUGAGUGUACAUCAAAACUUUUCAUUAUGGUUGAUCUGCCAAUGUUGGUUUCUAUGAUA
This is a messenger RNA of Archocentrus centrarchus (flier cichlid), 2279 nucleotides long. RefSeq names its product cytochrome P450, family 1, subfamily A (gene cyp1a). The coding region runs from base 139 to 1704 and encodes 521 amino acids. Gene Ontology annotation, biological process: progesterone metabolic process; hormone biosynthetic process. Gene Ontology annotation, molecular function: oxidoreductase activity, acting on paired donors, with incorporation or reduction of molecular oxygen, reduced flavin or flavoprotein as one donor, and incorporation of one atom of oxygen; iron ion binding; heme binding. The record is from RefSeq and is a predicted model, not a curated record. The transcript has 7 exons. Lineage: Eukaryota; Metazoa; Chordata; Actinopteri; Cichliformes; Cichlidae.